AUGGAGCUCAAGUUACUUUUAGUCGUUGCCCUGGUGGCUUCGACUCAGGCGGGCCCUAUAGACUCUAUUAGAGAUUCGUGUUCAAAAACAUGUCCAAGUACAAAUAAGUUUGGAUACAGACCGGGAAGGUCGUAUGAGUUUGAUUACAAUGUAAAAACAUCCACCAGUGUGAAAGGAGCAUCAGAAGGAUCGUCCGGAAUGGAACUAACGGCUAAGGUUCAUGUGGAGGCAGUUUCCAAAUGUGAUUUCAUUCUCAGGAUUGAGAAUGUGCGACUGCACGAAACAGACCCAACGAACUAUGAAAGGAUGAUAUUGUCAGAGGGAAGUGAAGAACUUCGUCGUGUCUUAGAGAGGCAUGAUCUGCGAUUUUCCUUCCAAGAUGGCAUCGUAGAUGAGCUAUGUCCAUCUUCGGACGAAGUCACAUGGGCUCUGAACAUCAAACGGGGUAUAUUGUCUGUCUUCCAGAACAGCAUGGAUGACCUUAGACGUGACCAGAAAACAACUGAGUCUGACGUCAAUGGCAACUGCGAAGUCGAAUAUAGAACAAUCAACGGCCAAGAUGGUUAUAUGGUGAGGAAGACAAAGAAUCUGCUCGGAUGCACGGAACGUAACGACUACAGUACAUCAGUCCAGGGCAUUUCGUACAGAGUCCCUUCAGAGAACCAAGCUAUACCUGUCAUGAAUAGCGAGCAUCAAUGCCAACAGGAAAUUUCAUCGGAUGGUUUACUGAAGGCUGCCAACUGUGUGGAAUCCCAUGUUUUCAGACCGUUCUCUCGAGAGGGGAGUGGUGCAGUAACUGAGAGCAAACAGACACUGAACUUUGUUCAGGAAUCCGUUCCAUCGGCAACAACCGGCGUCAUCCGAGAUCGACGAGGAAUGACGUUCGAACAUGCCUACGACCCUGACAAAUCCAUUCGUUCCCAAUCUGAUCUAGAAGGCAAACUUAUGGAGGUUUGUGAUAAUACAAGACAGGACAUACGCCCAGAUACACCAAGACUUUUCUCUGAGCUGGUGUACUUAAUGAAAACCGUCGACUCACAAUCUCUCCGAAGGGUGUACCAGAGACUCCGAACUGGAAGUUUGUGCGCUAACAACUUAAAGAGAGUAAAGAAGUUUUUCUUGGACGCAAUACCAAUGACAGGAACUAGUGCUUCGUUGAGUAUGCUUACGGAACUAAUUAACAGUCAAGAGAUCACAGGUAUAGAGGCCGAUAUGUGGCUUACAACACUCUCCUUCAUCCAGCAUCCAACAAAAGACAUGCUGAGAGAGGUCACGCCACUUCUUGCCAAAAGCAACGGAAAAGCCAUGCUAGCUGUCACAUCCCUGGUUCACAACUUCUGUGGAAAAAAUUCGUGUGAUAACGAUAUGGAUGUCAGCAUCAUUGUAUCUACAAUCGAGGAAAAAAUCGCAUAUGGAUGUAGCGUCGACGGAGACAAAUUGCAAAAGACUAUCAUUAGUCUUCGAGCCCUUGGAAAUGCUGGGUAUGCUAUUCGCGCUGUUCCUAAGAUCAACAGCUGCUUGACCAGGACGGAAAACCCAGUAGAGGUCAGACUCGCUGCCAUAGAAGCGUUCAGACGCAUGUCCUGCGAUGCUGAUAAAAGCGAAGUACAAACAGUGUUUGCAAAUACUGACGAAGAUUCCGAGAUCAGAAUUGCCGCCUACCUCGCUCUGAUGCAGUGUGCAAGUACUCAAACCAUUAACCUUGUCAGACAGCAGCUUGAAACUGAGAACAUUAACCAAGUUGGUUCAUUUAUUUGGUCUCACCUUUCAAACCUCAAAGAAACAUCAAACAUCCACAAACAAGACAUUCGAGCAAUUCUGCAGAAUGAAGAGUUGAGGAGUAACUUCGAUCUCGACAACAGAAAAUUUUCCCACAAUUACGAGAAAUCCAUUUUCUUGGAGAAGCUGAAUGCUGGAGCGUCAGUUGAGAGCAACCUGAUCUGGUCUUCCUCUUCUUUCCUUCCAAGGUCAAUGAUGGCCAAUUUGACUGUCGAUCUGUUCGGUCACUCCGUCAACUUGUUUGAAGUUGGGGGCAGAGUUGAAGGCUUGGAAUACUUCUUGGAAUCCUACUUUGGGCCCAAUGGCUACUUCAGUGACAACAACGAAGCAGCUGAAAUCAAUGAACAGUUUGUCAAAGGCAUCAGCAGCAGAAAAGUCAGAAACAUUGAAAGUCAAUUUGGAUCUGCAAUGGAUGAACUGAAGGGAACACUUUACACGAGUUUUGGAAAUGAGUUAGGUUAUGCCCGCCUUGAUGGAAGACAAUCAUUAUUCAAUGAAGACUUCAACAUCCUCGAAUUGCUUAUCAGUAUGUCCAAUAACCAUGACUAUACAUUGACACAAAACUUCAUGUUCAUGGAUAGCAGCAUGAUCAUUCCUACCAGUUCCGGCUUCCCAUUAAACCUUACGGUAAAUGGAACCGCUACUGUUGACAUGAAGGCAUCCGGUAAAAUGGAUUUGAGAAAAGUCGCCACGAGUCCAAGAAGCGUUUUAAUAACUGGUGCUAUCCAGCCAAGCGCUGCCCUUGAAGUAUCAAGUAUGAUGAGCGUAGAUGCCUUCGUCACAAAGAGCGGCAUGAAAAUGGUUUCAAAUCUGCACACAAGUACUGCAAUCCAAGGAAAGAUUGAGUUGGCUGAUGGCCGUGUUUUGGAGAUGGAACUGGAUAUGCCUCGCAAAAAGAUGGAAAUCGUCAAUUUCAAAACUGCCUUUUUCACCGUUCACAAUGACCUUCACCGUGAACAAGAGAUGAUAACAGAAAACAAACAAGUCCAUAAGGUUUGUACAGGACAAACCAUGACCAAAGUGACUGGUGUUCAGCUUUGUGGAGAAGUCCAGUUUUCUAAUGCCUCAAUGAAAACGGACGCUCCAUACUUUCCCCUCACGGGUCCAAUAAAGAUGGAAAUCGACCUCACAAAGAAGGACACCUUGACAAGCUACAAAUUUGAAGCCAAAUUUGUGAAGACCAGGAAAAGCUUAGCUGCAAAGAUAGCAUUCGACACUCCCGGAUCUUUAGUGGAAAGAAAUAUUGGAGUUGACUUUCUGUUGAACAAUGUGGACAAAUCUAUCACAAUGGAUUUGGUUUCUCCGUGGAUGAAGGCUGGUGCAUCCGCAUCCCUGACGAAUGAACGAGGACUAAAGAGAGUGCAAGGCCGACUUAGUGUUGAUGCCAACAAAGAGUUUUUAGUGAAUGCGGAGGUCAGACAAGGCCGAAAAGGUUCCGCAUAUGUCUACACACCAUCUUUUACAAUAACAAUACCCGGCAAAGAUAACAUCAACCUGGGUGGCUCCAUUGAAAAUCUCCCAUCCAAGUCGGUUGAAGGUGACCUUACAUUUACUGGUAUCACAGCCGAACCUGUCAAGGGUAGAUUUUCCCUCCAGAACAAAAAAACCAUACGAUCACUAAUGGGUGGCAUCAGUUUCACGAAAGGAAAGGAAUACAGUGCCGUAGCUCGUAUCCAGACAACAGGGACUGCAAAAGCGAUAAAGUAUAGGCCAUAUUUAUCUAUUCGCACUCCAGAAAAGGAAGUUGUCGCGUUUGGUGGCACUGCAGAGCACAGGAAGGGAAAGUCAGCUUUAAUUGAUUUUACUCUCAGCAAGAUUGUUUCUAAGGACAUCAAACUGUUUGUCAAAGUCAGGAAUUUGGGUAACAAGAAAACAAUGAGGUACCAGACGAAGGUGGAUGUCAGAACGCCCUACAUUACCACCAAGGUCCAAUCCAAUGUUGUGCUCAGAGGUGGAAAGGCCCUGAUAACUCGAGCUACCGUAGACUACGUCGUCCCACGGGUGAUUCGAGACAAAAUCACAUUCAACGGGAAGGCUAACCUUGCGAUGACUAAAGCUCUGAAAAGGAUAAAGGGAACAAUAAACACCGUUUUCAAGAAGAGACCACAGUUUAAUAUCGGUGCCACUGUAGAUGCAAGUCAGACCAGAAAAUCAACUGGACUACAAUUUAACUUGGUCUAUGGUGCAAACCGGAAAGACAAGACAAGAACUAUUUCACUGUCCUCAACUGUUAGACACCAACGUUUAACCUGGUUGGAAUCUACUUUAGCUGCUGAUUUUGAUCUGAAGCAUCUCGGAAUGGGUGUCGAUUUGGGAUUUCAAGGCCGUCAUACACAUAACCGAAAACAGCUGGAAACCACUGCAACAUUCUUACCUGGUAAAGAGAAUGAAUUGUCUACAACUCUUCGAUUAAAGAACAAGAGCAAGACUACCAAGAACUUGUCGGGUGCUAUGAGCUUUUCAUAUGGCGGGGAAAAUAUUGAGGUAGGUAACGAUUUGAAUGAAGGAACCGACGGAGAGUUUACAAACACUCUCACGGCACAAUGGGCGAAGUCAAAGAGAAAUACAAUCAUCACAACAUUCAGACUACCGUCUUCAAAUGAACUGAUUGGCUCUGUUGAUGUCAAUCUAGCAGACAUGAGACGUGUGCGAAUUGCGGGCCAGUACGUUUUUGCGCCAAGGAAUAUGAGUGUCAACACCGAAGUCCGUCUGGCCAAGGACAAGUAUGCACUUUCAACGUCAUAUCAAUUCACUGACGCAAAAGCAAGCGUGAGCACAAACGUAGAAUUACCAACCAGGCAUAUUACAUUCGAGGCUGACAUGAAAAGAAAAUCUCCGAUUUACUCUGUUAGAACCAAACUUCUUUGGGAUGCUGACAAUGAUGUUACUAAAGGCGUCCAGCUGGAUGGACAAGCAACGGUUGCGGAUAUCAACACUAUAGAUGUUAACCUUAACAGCAAGUCACCUCUUGGCGCAUACAUUGUAAACCUGAAACAUCGUGGAGGUAAUAAGUACAUAUCUCACGCUGACGUAGAAUGGGACGGAUCCAAGCGCAUUACUGUGGACACGACCUUCAGUAACAAAAAGAACAAUAACUAUGCAGGAACCCUCCAGAUCACCACCCCAUUCCGUGGCUACCGGUCUGUUGCUGUAGAGGCAUCACAUGUUACUGACAACUCUCAAUACUCAACAAACCUCGAUGUCAACUGGAAGCCCAUCAAGAAAAUUUCGACUACAAUAAUACUUCAGAGACCGAUCUCCUCUUGA
Ylistrum balloti is the source of this 5046-nucleotide messenger RNA. RefSeq names its product apolipophorins-like. NCBI's taxonomy places the organism in Eukaryota, Metazoa, Mollusca, Bivalvia, Pectinida, Pectinidae. The record is from RefSeq and is a predicted model, not a curated record. Gene Ontology annotation, biological process: lipid transport. Gene Ontology annotation, molecular function: lipid carrier activity.